GGGGGCGGGGUACGCGCCUGCGAAGUCUUCUGUCUAACGGAACGGGCCUCCCGCGUCUUGAUUGUGAGGGUGGCGGCACGGAUGUGCCCGUGUGACGCAUCGAGCUUCUCGCGCACGCAAAACCCUUCCUGGGGUUGAUAACGUGCUGUGGUCACGUGAGAGUUGUGAUGUCAUCCGCGGUGACGUAAGAUACGGCCGUUGGGGAAAGCGGAGUCAAGGGUAAUCGGGGUCCCUCUGUGUUCUUUUUGAAAUUUCCUGUGUUUCUGGAAUUGAAUUUCAAAACGUAACACAAACAGCUCCCAGGGUACUGUGUGUGGCUCACUCUUUACCCCCGGGGGGCGCUGCCCUGGACACUGAAAUCACUCCGGCAAGUUGUCCCCGACCAUAAGGGGCUCCCAGGACGCCGUCCCCUGGCUCCCGUACCCGUCUCCCUGUCGCCUGAAUGGUCCCAGGAGUCACAGGGAGGGCCCAGCCAAGCCAGCAAACCAGAGGGCAUCUCCAUUGCACGCUUACGUCAACAACCUCCCUGAAAACACCUCUCUUCCUUUGAGUUAUUUUUAGCUGCGUGCGUUUGAAGAUUGUGAUGUUUUCAUCUUGCAACGCUUCACCGCCGGUUGCUUUUUCUACAUCAGUGCUUCUGCAGGGCACAGUAAAAGAUCAUCUUUUUCCGCCUCGUGUCCGCGGGGAUGGCGACUCUGACUAGCAGAGCGGGUGCUGGGAGGGUGUAGAGCAGUCGGCAGCCUCGGGCACCGUUCCGCUCUGGGAGCCGCCGGCUGGCAGCCCCUCGGGGCAUCGAGCAGACUUCCCCUGCCAUCCAGCAGCUCCUCUUCCGGGUCUGCGCCCAAAAGAAUGGAAAGCAGAGCCUCGAAGAGAUGCUGGUGUGCCCACAUUCACGGCAGCGUCCUCCGCGGUGGCCGAGGGGUGGGACCACACCACGUGUCCACGGGCGGAUGAAUGGGCGAGCAAAAUGCAGCCUGUGCGUGCAGGGAAGGGCGUUCAGCCCCAAAGGGGACACCUGACACCUGCUGGGUUGGGGGGGAGCCUUGACCUCAUGCCGAGUGACGUGAGCCAGACACAAAAGGACAAAUACUGUGCGAGCCCCCCUGUAUGAGGGACCCAGAAGAGUGAAACGCGUAUCGUAAGGAGUCUUUUUAAAGAGAGCCUGCUCAGGUGUCCUGAGGUUACGCAGAAGCUCUGUUCCCUUUUCUUCCCCACCUGCGGGACCCUCCGCACGGACCUGUUUCCCGGAGGAAACCUGAAUCGUGUGGUCUGUGCCAGCUCGGGACCCGAGCUGAGGGUGGCAGGGGGACGUCUUCUUCACAUCCCAGAGUUCUGGGUGAUGCACGUUGGCAGCUGUGGAACCGGUCCCCUUCCCACCGGGGGCCGCAGCCCGGCUGGGGCGCGGUGGCCGAGCCGCGACCGUCGUCAGAGAAACGUGGCUGGCUAGGUGCUGUCCUGCCGCUGUGCGUGGGCCCCGUACACAUUUGUGGCCUUGGGAUGGGCCCUGGUGGGUGUCCCGAAUGACAGUAGUUCACGAUCGUGGCCCUUGGUUCCACGGAGGAAAACUUUAGUCAUUAGAAGGGAAAGGGAUGUGCGGAAUUAAACAGCUGUAGCGAACACAAGAGGGGAGAAGUCCAGAGAAGAGCAGAGAAGAGCUCAUACCUCAGAUCAGGUGCUCACGACAUCCAGCCUCCCGGCUGGGGAAGCCCGCAGUGGGCUGGGGUCCCCACCGAGGGUCCUGGGUGGAGCGCCCUCCCCUCAGGUGAGGCUCCCAACCACGUGUUCCCUCCAGGGCCAUAGAUGCUGCCUGUGCCUGAUCUGUGCUUAGUCCUUAAGUUCGCCUAAGUGCAGUCCUGAGCGAGCUGGGUUUUUUUGUUUCUCUUAUCUUAUCUCACAGUUUUAGGAGCCUGGGCGCCUGCAGAUUUCUCUUCCUUCCCGGCUGCAUUCCAGGGGCCCAGCCUGGUCCGGCUCAAGGAGGUGUCAGAAAUGGCCGAAGACGGGAGUGAGGAGAUCAUGUUCAUCUGGUGUGAGGACUGUAGCCAGUACCACGACUCCGAAUGUCCUGAGCUGGGCCCCGUGGUCAUGGUCAAAGACUCCUUUGUGUUAAGCAGGGCAAGAUCAUCCCUUCCCUCCAACCUGGAGAUCCGGCGACUAGAGGACGGGGCUGAGGGAGUGUUUGCCGUAACUCAGCUCGUCAAGCGAACGCAGUUUGGUCCAUUCGAGUCGAGGAGAGUUGCCAAGUGGGAGAAGGAAUCUGCUUUUCCGCUGAAGGUGUUCCAGAAGGACGGGCACCCCGUGUGCUUCGACACGUCCAGCGAGGACGACUGUAACUGGAUGAUGCUGGUGCGGCCGGCGGCGGGGCCCGAGCACCAGAACCUGACCGCCUACCAGCACGGCGACGACGUCUACUUCACCACCUCCAGGGACAUCCCCCCCGGCGCUGAGCUGCGCGUGUGGUACGCGGCCUUUUAUGCCAAGAAGAUGGACAAGCCCAUGCUGAAGCAGGCCUGCUCCGGCGCCCACGCUGCAGGCAGCCCCGGAGGCGGCGCCACGGUGGAGCGGGAGCCCAGCCAGUGGGCGUGCAAGGUGUGUUCUUCCACCUUCCUGGAGCUGCAGCUCCUGAACGAGCAUCUGCUGGGUCACCUGGAACAAGCCAAAAGCCUUCCCCCGGCCGGCCAGCACGAAGCCGCUCCCGAGAAGGAAGCAGACGUGCCCCGGGGGGAGCCUCCUGCAGUGCCCAAGAGCGUCAGUGCCACCAAAGAGCAGAAGAAAAAGCCUCGAAGAGGGAGAAAACCCAAAGCAUCAAAACCUGAGCAGCCACUAGACAUUAUAGAAGGCAAAGAGCCAGCAGAGCAAGUGGCGGAGAUCGUCACCGAGGUCCCUCCGGAUGAGCCAGCGACGGCGGCACCGGACGAGCGGAUCAUGGAGCUGGUUCUGGGGAAGCUGGCCACCACCACCGGUGACACCGCUUCAGUGCCAAAGUUCCCGCACCAUCCGAGCGCCGCCAUCACCCUCAAGAGGAGUCUCAUUCUGUCGAGCCGGCACGGCAUCCGCAGGAAGCUCGUCAGGCAGCUGGGGGAGCAUAGGCGGGUGUACCAGUGCAGCGUCUGCAGCAAGAUCUUCCAGAACAGCAGCAACCUGAGCAGGCACGUGCGCUCGCACGGUGACAAGCUGUUUAAAUGUGAGGAAUGUGCCAAGUUGUUCAGCCGCAAGGAGAGUCUGAAGCAGCACGUUUCCUACAAGCACAGCAGGAACGAGGUGGACAGUGAGUACAGGUACCGCUGCGGCACCUGCGAGAAGACGUUCCGCAUCGAGAGCGCCCUCGAGUUCCACAACUGCAGGACAGAUGACAAGACGUUCCAAUGUGAGAUGUGUUUCAGAUUCUUCUCCACCAACAGCAACCUCUCCAAGCACAAGAAGAAGCACGGGGACAAGAAGUUUGCUUGUGAGGUCUGCAACAAAAUGUUCUACCGCAAGGACGUCAUGCUCGACCACCAGCGGAGGCACCUGGAGGGAGUGCGGCGGGUGAAGAGGGAGGACCUGGACGCCGGCGGCGAGAGCCUGGUCCGCUACAAGAAGGAGCCCUCGGGAUGCCCCGUGUGUGGCAAGGUGUUCUCCUGCAGAAGCAACAUGAACAAGCACCUGCUGACCCACGGCGACAAGAAGUACACCUGCGAGAUCUGCGGCCGCAAGUUCUUCCGCGUGGACGUGCUCAGGGACCACAUCCACGUCCACUUCAAGGACAUUGCGCUGAUGGACGACCACCAGAGGGAGGAGUUUAUCGGCAAGAUCGGCAUCUCCUCGGAGGAGAACGAUGACAAUUCGGACGCCAGCGCGGACUCCGAGCCUCACAAGUACAGCUGCAAGCGGUGCCAGCUCACCUUCGGCCGCGGGAAGGAGUACCUGAAGCACAUCAUGGAGGUGCACAAGGAGAAGGGCUACGGCUGCAGCAUCUGUAACCGCCGCUUCGCCCUGAAGGCCACCUACCACGCCCACAUGGUCAUCCACCGGGAGAACCUGCCGGACCCCAACGUGCAGAAGUACAUCCACCCGUGCGAGAUCUGCGGGCGCAUCUUCAACAGCAUCGGGAACUUGGAGCGGCACAAGCUCAUCCACACAGGGGUGAAGAGCCACGCCUGCGAGCAGUGUGGGAAGUCCUUCGCGCGGAAGGACAUGCUGAAGGAGCACAUGCGCGUGCACGACAACAUCCGCGAGUACCUGUGCGCCGAGUGCGGGAAAGGCAUGAAGACCAAGCACGCGCUGCGCCACCACAUGAAGCUGCACAAGGGCAUCAAGGAGUACGAGUGCAAGGAGUGCCACCGCAAGUUCGCGCAGAAGGUCAACAUGCUCAAGCACUACAAGCGGCACACGGGCAUCAAAGAUUUCAUGUGCGAGCUGUGUGGGAAGACCUUCAGCGAGAGGAACACGAUGGAGACCCACAAGCUCAUCCACACGGUGGGCAAGCAGUGGACGUGUUCCGUGUGCGACAAGAAGUACGUCACCGAGUACAUGCUGCAGAAGCACGUGCAGCUCACCCACGACAAGGUGGAGGCGCAGAGCUGCCAGCUGUGCGGGACCAAGGUGUCCACCAGGGCGUCCAUGAGCAGACACAUGCGGCGCAAGCACCCGGAGGUCCUGGCCGUGAGGAUCGAUGAUCUGGACCACCUCCCGGAGACCACCACCAUCGAUGCCUCCUCCAUUGGCAUUGUCCAGCCUGAGCUGAGUCUGGAGCAGGAGGAGCUGGCCGAGGGCAAGCACGCGAAAGCUGCCAGGAGGGCCCACAAGAGGAAGCAGAAGCCAGAGGCGGAGGCGGCCGGCGCCCCGGUGCCCGAGGAGGCCGCCUUCAGCGAGUACUCGGAGAAGGAGCCCGUGCUGUCCGGCGUGGGUGACGAGACCGACUCUGCGGUGCAGAGCAUCCAGCAGGUGGUAGUGACGCUGGGGGACCCAAACGUGACCACUCCAUCGAGCUCCGUCGGCUUGACCAACAUCACCGUGACCCCCAUCACCACUGCAGCCGGGACUCAGUUUACCAACCUCCAGCCCGUGGCUGUGGGGCACCUGACCACCCCGGAGCGCCAGCUACAGCUGGACAACUCGAUCCUGACCGUGACCUUUGACACCGUGAGCGGCUCUGCCAUGUUGCACAACCGCCAGAACGACAUCCAGAUCCACCCGCAGCCGGAAGCUUCGAACCCGCAGUCCGUGGCGCACUUCAUCAACCUGACCACCCUGGUCAACUCCAUCACGCCCCUGGGGAACCAGCUCAGCGACCAGCACCCGCUCACGUGGCGGGCGGUGCCCCAGACGGACGUCCUGCCCGCGCCCCAGCCGCCCGCGCCCCAGCCGCCCGCGCCCCAGCCCCAGGUGCCGGCCGAGCCCCAGCAGCACAUGUAUAGCUACUGAGUCAAAGCGCCAAGAACUCACGAGGAGCCCUGCCCGCAGGUGCUCUUGCUUAUUUUUGACAUUUGUCUGCUGGAUACCAAACCGAGAGAAAAACUUCGUCCUUGAGGUGUAAGUGAGGUUGACUCAGCUUUGCGGAAUUGUCUCCAGACCCCUCUCCCCCCUCCCCGGCUAGCACUGCCAUCUGAUAGCGUGCCUGGGGGGUGACUCCUGGCAGGUGGCAGCAUGUGUGAGCGGCUCAGCCUGUGCCCGGCAAGGCCGCGUGUCACCCACCUCCCCUAACAGAACUUGGUUGGUGGACACGGGGUCCGGGCAAGCGAGGCGAGCAGGGGCCGAGAGGUGAGUGAUACGUUACGGGGAGCAGAGUGGCCCGCUGGUGUCCUUUCGGGCCUCACUCGCUGCGUCAGCGCAGAGAACGGGUUCCCACGGGGCCACCGGCUGCAAGGAAACGCCAUUUUCGCCUCCCUUCCGGCUGUUUCUGGCGAACGAGCAGAUAGAAGUGAAAGUAACGUUUGUUUUCUUCUUGGAGAUCUGAGUUGAGUCCAACUCGAUGCACGCAACUUUGGGCCGAAGACCCGUGAGGAGGUGUUCCGUGGCUGCGGACGACCCCCCUCUGGCCUUGCGAUGGGUGAGGGGUCCCCGGAGGUCACUGACUCGGGCCCGAAAGGCCUCUUUGUAACAUAACGCGUGGAUUCACUUUUAGUCUCAGCUUUCGUUUUUUUUUUUUUAACUUUAUCUCAAGCACAUAUUACGUAUCCGGGACGCCGUCGUGGCCACGUCGUUCUUGAUUUUGACACGCUAAAGUCGUUUGCACUGUAGGAGUGUCGGUCCACGUCCAGUUCUGCGCCGGUGCCCGAACACAGGGGACACCCCACUGUGUGGGACGAGUCGGCCCCGUGCCGUCCCCUCUGGUGGCUCCCGCAGAGCCGUGUCGGGAUCCGCCGCCAUCCAAAUAUAUUUAUUACGGCUGAGGCUCAGCCAGAGCCACCGAAGAGCAGGGAGGAAAGUCACGUUUUCUUUCUGUGGCAACUUCAGUCCAAAGGUUGAUCUGCUUCAGGACCAACUUCCGAUAAAAAUAUUGCAGGAGGUUUGGCUCUUUACAAUGGAAAAGUGUAGGUUUUUCUGAAGCACACAGAUACGGCCAUUUGCUGCCGGGCGGUCGUGAAAGCAGAGGCGGUCCGUUCGUCAGUAGGAGCGUUCGUUAAUGGCCUUCGUGCUCGCACGUGCCAAGUAAGCGCCAUCCCCGCGUCCCCGGCGCACACGCUGUCACACGCCGCGUCCCCGGUGUGUCAGAGGUGGUGGGCCAGGCUCACGCGAGCCCGCUGGUCAGCCGGGGAACCAGGGGCGCAGGUUUUAGCCUCCUGAGACUUUUUAAUGCUGUCCAAAAUGAAAUGAUACGUACGUCUGCCUUGCUGCGGCCUUGAUCGCUCUUUGUCACGCAUCCCGUGUUAUUUGGGAGACCACCUUGAAGAAAGAGUGACACGUCAGUAGUGGACCCGUGAGGCGGGAGGCGUCUAGGGCCGCCAGGGAGGCCAAGGGCCACUCCUUCUGCGAAAUGCAGCGUCCUCGGCAUUUCCCUUGAUUCCGAGUCGUGAGAUCUUGAGGACGGGGCUCGAGUUCGUAUCGUGCAAUACCUGUCUUCAGAACUAAGGACCUCCCGUCACCCACGCGGCACGUAAGAGCGUCCCCAGAGUCCGCACCGUGGACACAGCUCGGUCACACUCCCGUCUCCUGCCUGCAGUUGAAUUAAUAGUGGGAGCUUAUUUGACUCUUUAAUUUAUGAUAAUUAUUUUUAUGUUAUUUAUGUAUAUAAUUAACUGCUUUAUACACGACAAUUCCAUCAAGCGAACUUGGGCCAGGAGGGAUAUAUUUUCUCAAAUCCUGUCCUUCAUCCUCCAAAUGUAAGCGGUCCGGGUCCCAUGGGGUCAUCAAGAGUACCGAGGUUCCUAAUGUAUUUAAAAAAAAAAAAAAAAAAAGAAAAAAUCACUGACGGGUUUUUUUUUUUUUGACCAAGUGAAAAUACAGACAGGAUGAAACCUCUUUUAGCCUUUAUCUCCUGUUCCGCUUCCCUAUGAAAUAAAGGCCUUUUAAAUCACAGUUUUAUUUUUUUAAAA
This is a messenger RNA of Prionailurus viverrinus (fishing cat), 7514 nucleotides long. RefSeq names its product PR/SET domain 15 (gene PRDM15). NCBI's taxonomy places the organism in Eukaryota, Metazoa, Chordata, Mammalia, Carnivora, Felidae. Gene Ontology annotation, biological process: regulation of transcription by RNA polymerase II; cell fate commitment. Gene Ontology annotation, molecular function: RNA polymerase II cis-regulatory region sequence-specific DNA binding; histone deacetylase binding; DNA-binding transcription factor activity. The record is from RefSeq and is a predicted model, not a curated record. Bases 1987 to 5403 code for a protein of 1138 amino acids. The transcript is spliced from 24 exons. Gene Ontology annotation, cellular component: cytoplasm; nucleus.